Molecule: messenger RNA, 302 nt
Organism: Caenorhabditis sp. 36 PRJEB53466
Lineage: Eukaryota; Metazoa; Nematoda; Chromadorea; Rhabditida; Rhabditidae
Source: the annotation of a GenBank genome assembly
AUGGAGGCCACUCCACAAAAAGUAUCGUUCCACAUUCCGCCAGUUUACAUUCUUGUCGGGGUCGUUAUGUCCUGCCUAAUGUGGGUUCAUGGUUUGGGGUGUUUGUGCAAUGUGCUCCCGAUUUCAGAAUUGGUUACCUCAGCGACUUCAUCAUGCAAAAGUACGGCUGUUGCGGCCGAAAAGGAGGAUGUUGCCGCAAGGAGAACGCCACCGGGGCCGCGGACAUCUGCGAGACCAUCCCUCUGACUCCGCUACGUGGCAGCAUCGUAAACGAUCCCACUAGCGCUAUGGGAGUUUCUUAG